Molecule: messenger RNA, 2992 nt
Organism: Equus quagga
Lineage: Eukaryota; Metazoa; Chordata; Mammalia; Perissodactyla; Equidae
Product: P2X purinoceptor 6-like
Exons: 12
Coding region: 163-1479 (438 amino acids)
Biological process (GO): response to ATP; monoatomic cation transmembrane transport
Cellular component (GO): nuclear inner membrane; plasma membrane
Molecular function (GO): extracellularly ATP-gated monoatomic cation channel activity; ATP binding; purinergic nucleotide receptor activity
Source: RefSeq, a predicted model, not a curated record
GUUGGGACUGAGCCCAGGGCUGGGGUGGGGCUGGAUUCUGCCCCCAGUGGAAGUGUCCCUUUAACGGCUGCUGGCCUGGGCACCUGAUUUGCCUCCUGUUCAGCUGGGGCUGCAGCAGCUGUGCUGACUCACGCUCCCCAGCAGCCAGCAGGAGCUGAGAGCAUGGGCUCCUCAGGGGCCUGGACAGGCUGGGGGCUUCUGGAUUACAAAACUGAGAAGUAUGUGAUGACCAAGAACUGGCGGGUGGGCGCCCUGCAGAGGCUGCUGCAGCUCGGGGUCCUGGUCUACAUGGUGGGGUGGGCCCUCCUGGCCAAAAAAGGCUACCAGGAGCAGGACCUGGACCCCCAGGUUUCUGUCAUCACCAAACUCAAAGGGGUUUCCGUGACUCAGAUCAAGGAGCUGGGGAACCGGCUGUGGGACGUGGCCGACUUCGUGAAGCCCCCACAGGGAGAGAACGUGUUCUUCUUGGUGACCAAUUUCCUUGUGACGCCAGAACAAGUUCAGGGCAGAUGCCCAGAGCCCCCCUCCAUCCCACUGGCGAACUGCUGGUCUGACGAGGACUGUCCUGAAGGGGAGACGGGGACACAUAGCCACGGCCCUAUGGGGAUUGGAGGCCUGGACUUUGUCUCGUGUUUUCAAGGCAUAAAAACGGGCCAGUGUGUGAUCUUCAAUGGGACCCACAGGACCUGUGAGAUCUGGGGCUGGUGCCCUGUGGAGAGUGACACUGUGCCUGUGAAGCCCCUGCUGGUCCAGGCUGAGAACUUCACCCUGUUCAUCAAAAACACUGUCACCUUCAGCAAGUUCAACUUCUCCAAGUCCAAUGCCUUGGAGACGUGGGAUGCCACCUAUUUCAAGCGCUGCCGCUACGACCCACGCUUCAGCCCCUACUGCCCUGUGUUCCGCAUCGGGGACCUCGUGGCCAUGGCUGGAGGGGUCUUUGAGGACCUGGCAUUGCUGGGCGGUGCUAUGGGCAUCCACGUCCACUGGGAUUGUGACCUGGACGCCGUGGGCUCUGACUGCCGGCCCCACUACUCCUUCCAGCUGCAGCAGAGGAGCUACAACUUCAGGACAGCCACUCACUGGAGGGAGGCCUCAGGCGUGGAGGCCCGGAGCCUGCUCAAGCUCUACGGGAUCCGCUUCGACAUCCUCGUCACUGGGCAGGCAGGGAAGUUCGGGCUCAUCCCCACAACCAUCACUCUGGGCACUGGAGCGGCCUGGCUGGGUGUGAUCACCUUCUGCUGUGACCUGCUGCUGUUGUACGUGGAUGGAGAAGCCCAUUUCUACUGGAGCACCAAGUAUGAAGAGGCCAAGGCCCCGAAGAGGACUGUCAACCCUGAGCAGACAGGUGGCUUCCCCACCCCCACAUCCAGCUGCCCAGGUGCCUUAGAGGGGGCCCAGCACCUGCCCCCACUGCUGCUGCUGGGAGCUGGACGCUGUCAGCAGGGUGGCCCUGACACCCACUCGCUGGCCCAUUCCUGAGGCCUGUAGCCUUUCUCUGCUGGUUGGGAGUUGGGGGGUGGGAAGGGUGGAGGCCCUGCCUUGGGGAUUUGGAUGAAGCUCUAGCAGGACCAGGGCAGGGGUGGGGGGAGAAUUCCACCCUUCAGCUCCCAGACAGCCUGUCCGUCCCCAACUCCAGCCUCAGCAGGUGCUGCCUGGGGAUGACAGAAGCCAGUUUUGUGCAGAGACUGCAGGGAACAGACGCAGGGCUCUGGUCCAGUGGGUCUCCGGCUGGGGCUGGGGCUGGAGACGCUCUACCAGGCUCCGUCUCCAGCGUUCCAAGCUGCUCCCCACUCUCCAGCUGUCCACCACACUGGCUGUGGUCACCUCCGGCCCUGCCUGGCUCCCAGCCCUCCUCCCCCUGCCGCAGCCCCCUCACAGGGAAAGCCCCUGCCCUCUCAGCUGCCCCUCACUGGGGUCUGUGCAGCCAGAGUCCAAGGCCAGGGAGAGGCAGCCUGACAAAAGGAGCUGUGGCAGCUGCUGUGCUGGGUUCCUAGGGCAGGGCCCCUCCCAGCACUGGGUCUCAUCCAUGGAGUGGAGUGUGGUGGGCAGAUGCUCCAACCCCCUAGGGCCCCAGGCAAGGGCAUAGGACCCCCUUGGGCCCAUACCUGCUCAGCUGAUGAGCACCAGCCCCAUCCUGGUGGCAGCCCUGGGACUGUGGAAGGCUGGGAUGGGCGGGGGGAUGGGGGGGAGGAGCUGAGUUGGUGGGCAUGGGGUCCUUUGGGACCUUCUGUCUGUCUCCUUGGUGACACCAGCUCAACGCUCUGGAACCUGCACACCAGGCUUCCUAGGAGCCAUGGGGUGGGGAGAUUGUAUAUCUGGACACAUAUGUCUCAGCUGCCAAAGGUCAAACCUGAAAACGUGUCUGGGCACCUGCCCACCCAGCCAGAGGCACCUAUACGAGGACCACGCUCUGACCAAAACCCCAGGGGGAACCCAGGGGCUGGAGAGAAUGUCCCUAAUAGAGGACAUGGAACCCCCAGCAAGCUGGCCUGGUUCAGGCUCUGGAAUACCCCUGGGGGCCUGAGUCCUGCCUGCUGGAGAAUUUCCCCGUGUCCUGGCCCCACGGUCAGGAGGGGAGGGAUGGGGCUGCAGGAGCCAAGCCCUCUCUGGGUCCCAGGGAGGAGCAGGGUUUGGGGUACCCACCCCAUGGAGACAAGGGGCUGCCUCCUCAUGGGUCCCUGGUGAGCAGGGCCCUGCUGGCAGCUUGCUGGUGGAGCGACAUGGGACAGGCUGGGAAGGGAGGCCUGGGGCUCAGGCUGGACAGCAUCUGGAAUCAUCUGGCACCUGAAGCCUCAGCAAAGCCUUGGGGUCCCUGCUGCCUCUCACCCCAGGGCAGUGUCCAUGCGAGGUGGGUUCAGAAGGGCCAGGGUGAGAGAUCAUGGCCCUUAGGCCUGGUUAUUGGAGUGGGGUCAUGUGUCCCUGGUUGUCCUUGGGGCCCAGAGAAAGUGAUGUUGAGGCUGCAGAGAGUCGAGGAGUAAAGCUGCCAAAGCCA